AUCCCACUUCUAAGCUCCCCGGUCGUCACGGGGACCCCACCACGGGACUGACCGACCGGUUAGUCCCGCAGUGGGGCCCGAGCAAUGAUUCCCGACGUUUGAAACUGUUUGCAGUAAUGUAUCGGCUACUUGCAGGAGGCUGGCGGGGUAACGGGUCUGAAUCAGAGUUCGCGAAACAAUAUUUAGUUGCUACCCCUCUCAAAAUUUCCCUCAGAUCAGGCCGCAGGCUUCUCACCAUUUGAAUUGCUAAACCAUUUUUCUCGUCUUGAACUAUGUAUGGAGAUGAUGAGCUACUGCUACAAAAUGCUGUGCCACCUUUAAAAUUUCGUCUAGGUAGCCAGCUUGUCGUUGCUGAGAAGGCCGAGUUGCUAGAUCCGCACAGGACGGUGUACCGCUUGGACCUCAAACCACCACCCUUGCUCGGUUUGCCACCGACAGUGAUCCUCAAGAAGCGAAAGGCCGACUGGGAAGAGGAGUUCGAAAAAGAGAAGCAAGCCUACGACGUCUUAAAGCCGAUUCAGGGGACCAUUAUUCCGCAUUUCUAUGGCGAAGCGGUGUAUGAUGGAUCCCCGACAUUGGUUUUGUCAUUCAUUGUUGGGAAGACCCUAUUCGAACUAUGGCGCGAUCUCCCCGAAAACGACUUGCGACAGCGCCUUGAGGAGGCUCUCAGUGCUCUGACAUCAUAUGGAGUCCACUACACCGAUAUGAAACUAGACAACUUUCUAAUGGUGAAUGACGGGCGAGUGAUGGUUGUCGACCUUGAGCAGGUAGAGUUCGAUACCACAACGACCUGGGAGGAAAGUAUCAAUAGCGCCAAUGUUGAUUCUCUGAUCGAAACUUUGAGGAUGAUGCGCCAAUAUUGCGAUCGUAGCGCAGCCAGGGCGAGGCAGAGAUAGCAGAACUAGAGGCCGUCCUCCAACACCAGUCUCAGAGACAUUGGGUAAAACGCAAGGCUGUCCCAGUUGUGUCUGCCGUGCACGAGAGGGCUGUCGUCGUCGGUCAGGUUGAUACCAGGUCUCAUGAGUGCUUCAAGGGCGGACUAGGAGAGAGAUCUUCAAUGGUCAGGGCGAUAAUGACUCCUUGAUGGGAUUUGGGGUUUGGGGAGAUGGACGUCCCGGGAACUGGGGGGCCGUAAGACUUCCAUCGUGUCUGGUAUGAAAUUGCAUAACUAAAGAAGGCAUUUUAUUGGGUCGUGCGUAAAGCACUGCUCAAAAAGGCCUUUGCUGAGGUCCUUUCGGACCGGACCUCAUUGCGUUAUUGUCACGGUCGUGAUAGACGGGUAGUCUAAUGGCAGUGAUAUUCGGCUAAGCUACAGUCUAGG
Messenger RNA from Canariomyces notabilis, 1321 nucleotides. RefSeq lists its product as uncharacterized. The transcript has 3 exons. The coding region runs from base 273 to 896 and encodes 207 amino acids. The record is from RefSeq and is a predicted model, not a curated record. Lineage: Eukaryota; Fungi; Ascomycota; Sordariomycetes; Sordariales; Chaetomiaceae.